Messenger RNA from Closterium sp. NIES-65, 324 nucleotides. The record is from the annotation of a GenBank genome assembly. NCBI's taxonomy places the organism in Eukaryota, Viridiplantae, Streptophyta, Zygnematophyceae, Desmidiales, Closteriaceae.
AUGACGCACGGCCGGCAGCCACACGGCUGCCUCCUACCCGCCCUGCUGACCACCCGCUCUGCUCGAGGCGGGCACUUCAGGCAAGGAGGCGCGGAGGCGGCACUUCAGCAGAGGUGGAGUGCAGUGUGGAAUGGUAUGGUGCGGCAUGAGGAGGAGGCGGACAUUUCGGGCAACGAGCCGGCGUGGAGGCAAGGAGGCGGCACUUCAGCAGAGCAAGGAGGGGAGAGCGGCAGCAUGGAGGUGAGCAUUCGAGGAGGCGGCACUUCAGUCCCCAAGCCGGCGCUCCAGUUUCCAGGAGCAGUCGCCUCUGCUCUUCUCUGGUAA